Drosophila gunungcola (fruit fly) is the source of this 2623-nucleotide messenger RNA. Its product is annotated as polyadenylate-binding protein. The transcript is spliced from 3 exons. Bases 577 to 1518 code for a protein of 313 amino acids. Gene Ontology annotation, molecular function: mRNA 3'-UTR binding; poly(U) RNA binding; poly(A) binding. The record is from RefSeq and is a predicted model, not a curated record. Gene Ontology annotation, cellular component: cytosol; cytoplasmic stress granule; nucleus. Lineage: Eukaryota; Metazoa; Arthropoda; Insecta; Diptera; Drosophilidae.
GCCAUCGAUUUUGUUUCCAGCUCUAGCUCUUGCAAGAAGCGACAAUUUUUGCAUAUAAUACAAUUAAAUAAUAAAGGGCGACCGUCGAGGCUGCGAAACCUGGUUUUUAUACUGCUCCAAUUGCUGAAGAAUCUAGUUUAGGUGCCACCCACGAAAACCAGAAAGUGAUAACGCAAAAACUACAAAAAGAGCUCCCAAAAGAAAAAAAACGCAGCGACGGCCCAAAAGUGAAAGCCCCCAGAAAAAGUACAAAAGAGCGAAAGAGCAAGAGCAAAAGCGAGAGCGAGAGAACGGUGAAAAGAGUCUGGGCGAGAGAAAAACGAUUUUUUCAGAGAACACCGCGAUUUUUUGGUCAUAUUUUGUGUGCAAUUGCAAGACCUGGUAGUGCGAGGAGCCGACAAGGAACAGGACCGGAACACACAGACAGCCUUCAAGAUUCUCGGGCACUUCUACAGCGGCGUACAGAUCCAGAGCCAGAGCCACGGCCACCAGAACGCAGAAGCCACCGCUACCUACAGCACCAACAGCACUCCACUAGCCGCCACCACGCUCCACCACAAACAGCCAGCAGCCAUCAUGUUCGUCAACUCGAUGACGUUCCGCGGCAAUCCGGCGAACUACCACCAGCAGCAGCCGGCCCUGAACCACCACACGCUGGCCGCGGCGCACCACCAGCAGCAGCUGCACCACCAUGCCGCCGCCGCCGGUCACCUGGGCCACGUCGGCGGCGGACAUGCGGCCAGCAAUCACCUGGCGGCCGCCGCCGUCCUUGGCCGACAUGGCGGCCACAACUCCCUGGGCAGCGGGCACACGUCCAGCUCCUCGCAUUCGACCAAUGUCGGUGUGGGCGUGGGCGUGGGUGGCGGUGCCCUGGCCAGCGGCUCCACCGGCGGUGGCGGCGGCAGCGGUGGCAACAGCUCCCCGGACAGCGGCAAGAUCUAUAUCAAGAAUCUGGAGCGAUCCAUCGACAACAAGGCGGUGUACGACACGUUCUCCGUGUUCGGUAACAUCCUCAACUGCAAUGUGGCCAAGGACGAGGAUGGCAACUCGCGCGGCUAUGGGUUUGUGCAUUUCGACUCGGAGGAGGCCGCCCGGGCGGCCAUCGAGAAGGUGAACGGGAUGCUGUGCAAUAACCAGAAGGUGCACGUGGUCAAGUUCAUACCACGGCGGGACCGGGAGCAGGAGAAGGCCACGCACUUCAAGAAUCUGUACGUGAAGAACCUCAGCGAGGAGUUCACCGAGCAGCAUUUGCGUGAAAUGUUCGAGCCCUACGGUCGCAUCACCAGUCACAAGCUCAUGUUGGACGAGGAGGGGCGCUCGCGGCGCUUCGGUUUCGUGGCUUUCGAGAAUCCACAGUCGGCGCUGGCCGCCGUGAUUGGCCUGCAUGGCAAGCAGCUGGGCGACAACAAGUUCUUGUACGUGGCAAGAGCUUUGAGCAAGGCCGAGCGGCAGCAGGAGAUCAAUCGCAAGCUGGAGGAGCGCAAGCGCCAGAAGGCCGGCCAGAUAUUCUACUACUAAGAAUGCGGCGGCGGCGGAGGCAGCUGAUCCAAGGACAUCGCUAGGAGUUGACUCAGACCCACACACAUACAAUAUACACCCAUAUAUAAACCUAUAUAGUUAUUUACGAGAAAUUGUAUCGAGCAGCUGAGCGAAAAAUCAGGCAGCAGGCAGCAAGAAGGCGGGCAGGAUGCUACUCCUGCACAUUUACAUUUAGAAGUAGGCAAAAAGUGUUGCAACACAGUUGAAAUUUAUAGAAACACACAAACACACACACAGAGGAACAUAGACAGAAAGAGAAGCAUUACACGGAACUCUCAAUCGAAAGGAUUUUCUAGGCAUUAGGACAAAAGUUUCUUAGCACUCACUAGCGUUUUUUUGGACUUAGAUGUUUGUCUUUACUGUUGAAUUUAGUGAGCAGAGGCUUCGCUGUCAGCUUCUCGCCUAAAGAACACAUUGCGUACACGUAUUUCGAAUUGUAUUUACCCACACCAGGCCCACGUUCACACAGGCCCGCCCUUUGGCAUUAAGUCUAGAACGCGCGAUCGCAGCUAGAGCUACGCCCAGCCGAGUCCUGGGCAACAUAUGAAUAUUUACACAUACCUAUUAUAUAUUAAAGCAAAACUAAAGCUACAAAACAAAAAAAAAACAAAAAAACACAAAAAAACAAAAAUGGAAAAAUGGAAAAAAUACAAUUGAUGUAACCCCAAUUAACAAUUGAAGCACUCACUCUACGUAUAUACAUAAACAUAUAUAUUUAACGUAAAACCCAUUACACGCUGUAGUUAAAAAGCGUUUAUAAUACUCACACACUCUACGCUAUAACUAAUACUUUUGACGAGGAAAUCAAGUGCAAGCAUUGCGAAAGCGAACCCUACACGUAAUUUAUAUAGUAGACGCAAAUGCGGAGGAGGGAAUAAAUCGAAGCUGAACAGAAAAAUAAUUAGUAGGAGGGCCCAGAGCCGCUCCUGCGGGCAGUACAUGAGUAUUAAAAUUUUAGCAAUUACAAGACAUUUUUGUAAUUAAUUGUACAUUGUUUCAAGUAGCAACAAACGAAAAUGAAACCACAAAACAGGACCGCAAAGACAGCCGUAAUGUAACGACAAAACAAACAAAAAAAGAAAAA